AUGCAAACAUGGAGCAUAAGAUCAACCCCAAAACGGGUGCCUGAUAACAAAGGUCAAAAAGGAGAAUAUGCAGGAGCUGUGAUUUGGGGAAGUAGUCCUUCUAUUGACGAUUAUAGAAAACAUGUCUAUAUUGCCACUGGAAAUCUCUAUUCUGCUCCAGAGAACAUACUUGAGUGUCAAGAAACACAAAACAAUAAUACUAGUCCGGUUGAAACAGACAAGUGUAUUGAACCAGAAAACCACUCCAAUUCGAUUAUAGCACUAGAUUUGGACUCAGGUGAAAUCAAAUGGUUCAAUCAAUUAGGAGGCUUAGAUGUUUGGUUUGUUGCAUGUAUCAAUCCGUCUACUACUAAUUGUCCACCUCAAGGUCCUAUACCAGAUUCUGAUUUCGGAGAGGCACCAAUGAUGUUAACUACACAUAUAAAUGGAAGUAAAGAAGAUAUUGUUGUUGCAGUUCAGAAAAGUGGACUUGCAUGGGCAUUGGAUCGUGACAACGGAAGUCGUCUAUGGUUUAAGGAAGCAGGACCUGGUGGACUAGGAGGAGGUGGAAUAUGGGGUGCAGCAACUGAUGAGAAUAGAAUCUAUAUCAACAUUGGAAAUUCAGAAGGAAAAACUUUCCAACUUUUACCAUCAAAUGUGAAUACAACAGCUGGAGCAUGGGUGGCAAUGGAUGCUAGAAAUGGAAAAAUUCUUUGGUCCACUGCAAACCCUAGCAAUGGUCGUCCUAUUGGCCCUGUUAGUGUUGCAAAUGAUGUUCUUUUUGGUGGAUCUACAGAUAAUUUGGGACAUAUAUAUGCAAUGAAUGCAAGAAAUGGUAAAAUUAUAUGGUCUUUUGAAACUGGAGGUAGUGUUUAUGGUGGCAUGUCAAUUAGCAAUGGAUGUAUUUAUGUUGGUAGUGGAUAUAAUGUCUCUUUAGGAGUUGUUUUUAACUAUACAGGUGGAACGACACUGUUUGCAUUCUGUGUCUAA
Molecule: messenger RNA, 969 nt
Organism: Vicia faba (fava bean)
Lineage: Eukaryota; Viridiplantae; Streptophyta; Magnoliopsida; Fabales; Fabaceae
Source: the annotation of a GenBank genome assembly